AUGCCAAUUAUUCCAUCUGUAGACUCAACGUUAAAGCACUUGUUUCAACUCAUCGACAACUACGAAGAUGUUUUCUACUUCCAACGGCAACCGAAAGCAGAAAAGGUCCGGGAGCUUUACACCACUCAUGCUCUUAACCACGCCUUAAAGUACGGUCUUAUGUAUGAUUUCAGUGUCCCCGUUCAGGUCGAGAAAGUUGGUUAUGAAGAAUAA
Dibothriocephalus latus is the source of this 213-nucleotide messenger RNA. The record is from the annotation of a GenBank genome assembly. Lineage: Eukaryota; Metazoa; Platyhelminthes; Cestoda; Diphyllobothriidea; Diphyllobothriidae.